Messenger RNA from Sus scrofa (pig), 1652 nucleotides. The record is from RefSeq and is a predicted model, not a curated record. NCBI's taxonomy places the organism in Eukaryota, Metazoa, Chordata, Mammalia, Artiodactyla, Suidae.
AUGUCGAAGGUGGGGACCCUGAACUGGGGCAGGGGUGGCUCCAGGGUCACGGGGCGAGCGCGUGAGGACACGCCCGCCCGGGGAUUCCAAGACUCGGUGUCUUCUUUCCGCCGGAGGCUCCUGCCCCCGCGGCCCGGGGGAGGGGGCGGGGAGGAGCCGAGCGGGGCUGGGCGGCCGGGCCGGCGUCCCGGUGGCGGUGCCUGGCGGCCGCGCCCUCCAGAGCCACCCGUGUGGAGCCGCGCGUCCCGGCCGCUGCGGGCACUCCCUCCCGCCUCCGGCCCCGGGGGCCCGGCACGUUCCGGGCCGCGAUCUCCGGUUUGCCGGCCGUCCCGCCGCCGGACCCGUGCCAUCCCGGACCCGAGGACGCGCUCCGGCCGCCGCCGUCUCCGCCCGCGGGAACUUUCCGCAGACCCGACACGAGCCCGCGGCGGUGCGGGCAGCGGGUGUUCAGAGCAGCCGUGCGGACCCGGGGUGAGUGGGGUCUUCGGGCGCCGCCGGCUUACGCGCUGCCGCUGCCCAGAUUCCUCCCAGCUGCCCUGCCGUCAUCCCCUCUCCUUCCUCCUUUCCCCGCCGCCAGCGCUUGGGCAUCUCGCUCUUCUCCCUCUGGCCGCCCCUGGGCUCUGGGGGCCUCCGGCGCUCGGUCCCGGGCCGCGGGGAAGCCAGAGCUCGGAGGACGGGGCUUCUCGCCGCGUCCCUGCUCGCGCCGUCGGCCUCUGCCGCCCCUCCGCUCUCCAGGGCAGCGGUCAGGCCCGGGGCCGGGCCACCGCGCCCCGCCGCGCGGGAGCAGCGGGUUAUCUGUCCAACUUGGCAAAGCCUCGCGGGGAAGACCGCCAGGAGCUGGAGUUGGGGGGUUGGGGGGUCCAGCCUGGUCUGUCACCAGCAGUUUCUCCAACUGUGAAGACAAACAACCUUUGCCUACACAUCAAAUGGAAAAAGGCAUCUGCGCAGAGUAGCCCGGAGCCAGGCCGCCUUUCCAGGCUCCCUCCUCCUCCUUCUGAGGACUUGGAGGUUUCAAAGGCCAGUCCUCUUGCACCCCUCGCUCCCUCCACAAGCCCCUUCCGGUUAGAGGUUGUCCCUCACCCUUGCGCCUGGCUCCGCUUACUGAGCCCAAGAGGGAGCCGUUUGAACCAUAAAAACCCCAACCCCGACGACUCUCGAGGUUGUUUUCGGAUCGAGUGGCCAGGCUGGGUGGGCUCUUGUUCGCGCGGAUCCCCUGGUUCCUUCCUGAUUCUUUCUCGUCCUGGUGGCGCCUGGGGGCGCUUCAGUCUCCCGUUUGUUAUAUAGAGUCCCUUAGAGCUCUACGCUGCAGGGCUGAGAGCCCUCGGUCCCUCAGGCAUGGCAGAGGCUCCCGGUCAUCUGCUGGGAUCCCUGGUCCCACACGGUAGGUAAGUGGGCUGCAGGCCUGAAGGAGGUGAGCGCCUGAAUGGUGAGUUACCUUGAGGAUUUCGCUAAUGGAUCCUGCCUUCCCUGCCAGCAAAAUGAGGAGGUGGUGGUGGAACAUUUGGGUGUCUGAGCUUGAGUGAGAAGUGCUUUUGGGGUCAUUCAGGCCACUCAGCAAUCCUCUGAGCACAUGGGAGCCGGGCCAGCUGAGCAUCAGGACAUCAUGUGCUUCCGUAGAAACAACCAAAAAAAAAAAAAAAAAAAAAAAAAAA